Anoplopoma fimbria (sablefish) is the source of this 3418-nucleotide messenger RNA. RefSeq names its product LanC lantibiotic synthetase component C-like 2 (bacterial) (gene lancl2). Bases 1 to 1302 code for a protein of 433 amino acids. The transcript has 9 exons. NCBI's taxonomy places the organism in Eukaryota, Metazoa, Chordata, Actinopteri, Perciformes, Anoplopomatidae. Gene Ontology annotation, cellular component: plasma membrane. The record is from RefSeq and is a predicted model, not a curated record. Gene Ontology annotation, biological process: peptide modification; carbohydrate metabolic process.
AUGGGAGAUAACGUGUCCAAACGACUGAAGCUGAUCUCGGCCACAGAGGCAGAGAUGGAGGAGCGCUCAUUCCCAAACCCGUACCCGGACUGGGACCAUGGAGCCCUCACCUCCGGCUCCGGCUCCGGGUCAGAAGAAGAUUACAAUGAGCCGUUUGACGCAGAAGGAAAGGUGAGCGCAUCAUUCCAGAAGAAGGUCCAGAAUAAGAUCAAAGAUCUCCUCCAGCAGAUGGAGGAGGGCCUGAAGACCGCAGACCCCCAUGACUUCUCCACCUACACUGGCUGGACAGGCAUCGCAUUGCUGUACCUCCAGCUGCACCGGGUGUCCCAAGAGGCCACCGACCUGCAGAGGGCACUUGACUACGUGAAGAGGACCAUGAGGAUCCUGAACGGCCGUAAAGUGACGUUCCUGUGUGGCGACGCUGGGCCCCUGGCGGUGGGCGCCGUGGUUCACCACAAACUGAACAACACGGCAGACAGCCAAGACUGCCUGUCCAGGCUCCUCCAGCUGCAGCGCUCCGUGCUGAGUCCGGACGCUGAGAUGCCUGAUGAGCUGCUGUACGGCCGCGCCGGCUACCUUUACGCUCUGCUCUACGUCAACAAAGAGAUGGGACCUGACACGGUGGAUGAGAGUACCAUUUCCAAGGUGGUGAUGGCCAUCGUGGAAUCGGGAAAGAACAUGUCGGCAGAGCAGAAGAAGACGGACCGCUGCCCCCUGCUCUAUGAAUGGCACAAGAAGCAGUACAUCGGCGCCGCCCACGGCCUGGCCGGCAUCUUCUGCAUGCUCAUGCAGCCAGGAGCAAAGGUCCACCCGGACGUUCUGUCGGAGCUGAUUCGUCCCAGCAUCGACUACGUCCGCCACAAGAAGUUCCGCUCAGGGAACUUCCCGUCGUCGCUGAGCAACGAGAGCGACCGGCUGGUUCACUGGUGUCACGGAGCCCCCGGUGUGGUCCACAUGCUCAUUAUGGCUCAUAAGGUGUUCAAAGAGGAGAAGUACCUCAAGGAGGCUGCAGAUUGCGCUGAGGUGAUCUGGCACCGGGGCCUACUCAGAAAGGGCUACGGCCUCUGCCACGGCACCGCCGGUAACGGGUACGCCUUCCUGUCCCUCUACAAGCUCACCCAGGAGAAGAAAUACCUGUACCGUGUCUGCAAGUUCGCCGAGUGGUGUUUGGCCUACGGGACCCAUGGCUGUCGCAUCCCAGACAGACCCUACUCUCUGUUUGAAGGUAUGGCAGGGGCCAUCUACUACCUAUCAGAGUUGGCAAACCCUGAAGCGUCCUGCUUUCCUGCCUUUGAACUUUGACCCAUCAGCUGACGGGAUAGGACGAGGAAAGGGUACGGGGACAAGCUGUUUCGGACAGUCUUUGCUGGAAAGCUGGACAAGGAUGUAUUUAUGAUGCAGCUUUCAACCUCGGUCAUGAGUAAGUAGUGACCGAAUGACUCUGGAAACUAAGAACUGAGAAGAGUGAAUGCAAUUAAUUGUUCGUUGGAGUAAAAUGUAUGGUUUUGUUUGUGAAAUUAAAUCCAAAAAGAUAAAUGGAAUUUAAAUUUUGGACAUAACUAUAGGUUGUAUGAUCCAGUGAAAAUCAAAGCAGCUGCUGGACUGAAGAGGACAAUGUUAAUGGUUCUUUCUCUCCCUGAAGAUUGGACACUUGCAUCCUGUGGGGACUGUCACAGGACUGGUGUCAAAACGUCCCCUGUCACGCUCCAGUGUGUUGGGACAAGGACCCCAUGUCUCUUUCUAACCCUUUACAAGUUAUUGCCAGCUGGCAUGGAACACAGAAGAACACACUCUGACCCUCAGCCUUUAAAAUCAUAGCACCCAGGCCAAGAAAAGAGGGUGUGGAGGUGUGUGUGGAGAGAACUAAAGCUGUUGUGGUAUUUUAUGCCUCUGCAUGCUCACUGUAAUUGGCUCGUGGUGCCUCAUAUCCUGUCAAUGUAGUGAUUUCCUCUUCCUGUAUUUGCGUGUGUGUGCUGUGUCACUUCUCCAGGUAUUUGUCACAUAGUGGGGGGGGGAAGUUUCUCUGUCGUCUUUCAUUUCAUAAAGAAGUCAACCAGCUUAGUGCUAGGUUUAAGUGGAGCAAACCAAUAAAUCAGCUGUUGAGUCAAACUUAAGGAGUAACUAAACCAAGCGCCCAGGAAGAGCGGCUUUGAGGUUAAGGCUUUGAAGCUAUUUUACAUAGCGGCCAAACGGUUGAAUUGUAAUUUUAGGGGUCAAAAAGAGUUUUCCACAUAGAAUUACAUUGGGAAAGAGACGUCUGUAAUUUAACACAUAAUCUUUUUUCAUAGGGACAUCAACUUCCCAGUACCAACCCUCCAAUAGCUCUUAUUUUAUGCAUUUGGUUCUAAAAGAUGUAAAAUGCACUAAGACUAAGACACGCCCAGUCGCAUCUGACUUCGGCUAACUUUCCGUUACCAGUGUAGCAAUACAGUUAAAGCAACAAAAGCCUUUUCUGUGGACUUGAAAUAAAGCCAUCAGAACAUUACCCAAUCUCGCCAGUCAGUGUCAUUGACUUAUUAUCUGGCAAGAUGCCAUCGGUCUACAUAACUUCAGUAUGUAGCCAGACUUUACCACUUUUAAUUUACCAUUUGUGACGGCUGUUACCCUUUCAAUUAGCUUAUUAGCUGCUAAUCGCUAGCAUGCUAAUUAUUGUUAUGAUUAUGGUUAGGAAAGUGCUUUAAAGGGUCUGUUCAAGUGACAAAGUAUAAACUCGUAUAAACAUUUGUGAAUUUGAAUUUACAUGCAAGGCUGCGAUGUGUGUAUGUUAGCCAUUAGCAUUAGUACAAGCUAUGUGUAUGCUAGGGAUUAGCACUAGCAAUUCAAUGGCUAAAUGAAAGGGUAACAGCUACUCUAAGAGGGGGUUGGUUUGUUAGUGAUGAACGCUAGCUCCAUACAGGUCACCUCGCUCCAGAUCAGUUAUUGACAAGUGUAAUUGCAAUAGCUGGGAAGUUAUGCAUAUUUUUAACACAAUAUGUUGACUUCAAAUACUUGAGUUGGCACUAAGAUGUCAAAAUGAUGACCUUAUUCCAGCAGCAACACUAACAAUACCAUAUACAUUUGUUUUCAGCUGAAUAAAAGUGUUUUUGGGGUUUAGUUACUCUUUAAUUGACCCUAAAUAAGUCCUGCCCCUUGAAGACUCUCAUAGAUGCAUUCAGAUGUUCUUCAUGUUCAGACUGGUUUUGUGGAUUUGGAGCUCGUCAUGGUUAAACGUUGUGUAAUGGUGAUAUUCGUUAUCUGGAGAGGUUGGAAGGAGAUAUACAUUUCUAUGUAAAACCCUGGGGAGCUAAAAUUAGCAGAAUAGGUCUGCCUAGCGUUAGCACAUUUGCUACGCGAGCUACUGAAGGUAUACUGAUUGUAUACACAUGCUGCUUUUGCUUUUUAUUGAUUGUACCAGUGAAUAAAGACUUACCCAGCUUUA